This is a messenger RNA of Paramecium tetraurelia, 3687 nucleotides long. RefSeq lists its product as uncharacterized. The record is from RefSeq and is a predicted model, not a curated record. Gene Ontology annotation, molecular function: ATP-dependent chromatin remodeler activity; metal ion binding; ATP binding. The transcript is spliced from 4 exons. Lineage: Eukaryota; Ciliophora; Oligohymenophorea; Peniculida; Parameciidae.
AUGAAGAAAGAAUCCAAGUAUUAUUUAGGAAGUUUACUGGCACCAUACUAUUAUGAACCUAAUUCCUAUAUUGAAUUGGAUCCAAAUGACAAAGCAUUUCUAUGUCCUCAAUUGAUUGACUUUAGCACUCCUAUUGGCUCAUUAAAAAAUGAAAAUAUAUCAACAUACAUUGUAACUAAGACCAAGCAUUUCAGAUAAUCAACUUUGGUUCUGAAAUAAAAAAAGAUUGGAAAACAGGUUCAUUACAAACCAUUAUAAAUCAAUGGAAGAAUUUCUCAUUGCUAUGAUGAAAUCUGGUGGUUUUUAUUAACAGUAGAUUAUGUUAAGGUAAUUGCAAGACAUGUGAAUUUCAAAUACCCAGACAAUUUAAGAUAAAUCAGACUAGACGUAUAUUUGAAAUAGAAUGCUUUAACUGAUUAAUUUGAUCUAUCCAAAUUCAAUCAAAAGGCAUUCUAAGACGGCUUCGUGAGCAGGGAAAGAUUUUCAUAUGCCGAAUCAGAAGAGGAUCUCAAUGUAGACUUACAAUACUUUGCUCGUUUAUCACUUCUGCUCCUAUUCGAUUUGCUAAAUCUCUAAAGAACAAUACCAGCAAUGAUCAAAUCAGACAAGUACGUUAAGAUAUUUUUUACUUAAUUGGAGAAAUUUCAUUCCCUUCAAAUGGGAUAACCUCUUAGACUUGAUUUAACUUUCAAGGAUUUUGCAAGAGUCAUCAUUACAAAUAAUGAAUACUAUAGGAAUUCAUUGUAAAAUUCAGCUUUUUCUAAUAAAUUAUAUUCUCUGAAAGACUUUAAAAGUUCCUGCUUGUUUUUAUCAAAAAAUAAAUAUUACACUAAUGAAGAGUCCUAAUUUGCUCCAGUCCAAUAGGAUGUACCUAUUUACUAGAAUGUAUACUUUAAAAAAUACAUGAAUACCCUAUUGCUAGAAAUACAGAAGUUUAUAUCUACAUCGACUAAACAUGUCCCUGAACCAAAACAAUAGAAUUAUUAGAAGUAUUGUUUUGAGUUGUUGUUUCUCAAAUUGAGUUGCACUUACCAAUCACUUUGUCAGGGAUUUCAUACUCAUCAACCGAGUAUUGAUAAGCUUAAUGAAUUGAGAUACAAAGUGGAUAAUAUUGAAUAAUUGAGUGUCAAGACAUUCCCAUCACUUAAUGCUGAAAAUUCAUCAUUAUACAAAGAAGUUUAAAACCCAUUCAUCCAGGUCAUUGUGGGAGGGAUCACUCAUAAGAAAGACAAAGAAUACUUUGAAUUAUAGAUUUCUUCAGGGAAUUUAUGUGAUUGUCAAAAAUAUUAGCAAUAAUUAAAGUAGUUGGACGUCAAUAGAAGAGAACAAGUCUAAAAGAUGAUAGAUUUUUGUACAGGGAAAUUAAAAUUGUCUGAAGAAAUCAAUGAAAAUGAAAUUAAUUCAUUUUUAAAUAGUAAAGAUUAAGAAUUGUAUGAACACCCUAAACCUAAAACUAUGGUUUGCGAAUUGAAACAACAUUAGAAAUAAGCCUUAACUUGGAUGUUAUGGAGAGAAGGCAUAAUAUCUAAUCCAAAAAAUUAAGAUGCCAAAGAUAACAGUUAAUGGUAAUUGUCUCCGUUAUGGGAGGAGGUUCUUUUAGAGAAUGGUAAAAAAUUAUAUAUGAAUACCUUUACUGGAAAAAUCACCGAUGAAUUUUAAUCUUAUAAUUUAACCAAGGGAGGAAUUCUUGCAGAUGAAAUGGGAUUAGGUAAAACUAUCAUGACUUUGGCUUUGAUUUUGCAAACCUAAAAAAAAGGAAGAGUUACAUUAAUCAUUGUUCCUAAAUCUGUUUUAUUAUAAUGGGAAGCUGAAAUCAAAAAACACUCUUUACCUAAUAGUCUUUAGGUUUUGGUAUUCUAUAAGAUUUCGAAUAGAAAUAAGAAGGUUGUUUUCUCUAAUUAUGAUGUUAUUUUGACUACUUAUACAGUUGUAGCAUAGAAUUAUUCUAAUUGGCUUAAAGACAAUGGAUUAGAAGAUAAUGAAAUAUAAUAAAGAGUAAGGACGAAACCUGAUAAUGACUCUAAAGACAAUAAAGAAACUAAGGAUCCAAAAGAUCUAAAAGAAUCAAAAAUUAGUAAUGACACUUAAAUCUUAAAUGAUAGUUUUGAAAUUGAAUUAGAUUCUCAAGAUUUCUGUUAGAACAACGAUUAGAGUGAAGAAUUCAAAUCUAUUUUUGACUUAAAAUAAUCGAAAUCUGAAAAAUCUUAAUACUUUGGAGAGCCUAUAGAAAUAAGUUAAAAUGAUUACGAAUGUGGAACAAAAACAAAGAAAAACCCUCAAGGAAAGGUCACCAAUAUAUUUGACUUUACAUAUUAUAGAGUCAUCCUAGAUGAAGCUCAUAACAUAAAAACUAAGAGCACUCUAUAAACAAGAAGUGCUAUGGCUUUGAAGAGUGAAUGCAGAUGGUGUUUGACUGGUACUCCCAUUUAAAACAAACAUGACGAUUUGUUUAGUCUGUUAUCGUUUUUGAGAGUGGAAACCUUUGGUGAAUAUUAUUGGUGGAAUGCGUAUAUCAACAAAGAAGAAAACGAGGAGGAACAACAAUGCAUCUUGGGAGAGAUAAUCAAACCAAUCAUUCUAAGAAGAACCAAAUAAUAGUUAAACAAUCAAAAUUUAUUAUAAAUAAAUGAAUCCAUCUGUUGGGUUAAACUAGAAAACAAGGAAAGAGCACUUUACGAUAAAUUUUUCGAGGGAACUUAAUAAUUGUUCAAAGUUUAUUUAAAUUCUGAAAAAAGCAGAUAAUUUGUCCAUAUCUUUCAAAUUAUAAAUAAAUUAAGAAUGACUUGUGAUCAUCCCUCAAUAGCCUUAAAAGGGAUUAAUUUAGAUACAAAUUCUAUUGAUGAAAUUAAAUAUUGCAUCGAAAACUUUUUUGCCAAAUAAAAAUCAAGCGAUUAAGAAAUUUCAGAGAAAUAACGAUAACAAUUGAUAGAUCUAAUAUAAAGAGGAAAUUUAAAUGAUUGCACACUCUGUUCUGAAGAUGGAAUCACUACAUUUGAUAUCUCUAUAUGUGGGCAUGUCUAUUGUCAUAAUUGUUUUAAAGAAGUUAUUGAAACCAUUGGGGAAUGUCCAACCUGUUCUAAAAGAUUAUCCUUGAAAGACAUUAUGAGUGUUUAGAGUAAUUCUACAGAAGUUUAAGAAAUCAAAGAAACAAAGUGGGGACCUAGUAGUAAAAUGCUUGCUGUUGUUAAUGAAACAAAAAAGGUACAACUCAAAAGAGAAAAGUGUCUAAUCUUCACCUAAUGGAUAGAUAUGAUUAGAUUACUUGAAGAAAAGUUUCAAGAAGAAGAGAUAUGGUGUUAAGUAGUUACAGGAGCUAUGUCUGUAGAACAAAGAAAUAAAGUUAUUCAAUCAUUCGAAUAGCAUCCUGCCUUUACAGCUUUAAUAUUAUCUUUGAGGGCCACGUCCACUGGAUUAAAUUUAACAAUGGCCAAUCAUGUUUUCUUGGUUGAUCCAUGGUGGAAUCCUGCCAUUGAAGAUCAAGCCAUCGGGAGAGCUGAUAGAAUCGGAUAGAAGAAAUAAGUUAAUGUAAUUAGAUUUCUGUGUGCAAAUACAAUUGAAGAAAAAAUUAAUUUAUUGCAUUAGAAGAAAAAGAAGAUGAUAAGGAAAGUCAUAGCAAAUGAUUAAAAAAAAUCAUCAGACAUUGAUGACUUUAAGUUUUUAAUCUUUGAAUAACCAAAUAUGAUUUGA